Molecule: messenger RNA, 543 nt
Organism: Aspergillus welwitschiae
Lineage: Eukaryota; Fungi; Ascomycota; Eurotiomycetes; Eurotiales; Aspergillaceae
Exons: 2
Coding region: 1-543 (180 amino acids)
Source: RefSeq, a predicted model, not a curated record
AUGCCGCUGUCUGCAAUUUGGACGAGAAGAGCAGCCAACGAUGCAGCGUCGAGCAUCUACAGUCGAGAACCUGAAGUCGCCCCAGUUCCUCCGCUCUCCAUCCUGCGCAAGGGGAGGAGACCAACCGACUUUCCUGCAAGGCAUGAUCUCCCGGAAAUCAACCUGAUCGACCAUCAAAUUGCGCUGGCCCGGGGAACAACCAUGGCCCUGGAGACGACCCGUGUGCGGCUUCGGAAUGCCAAAAAGAACGAGAAGUGGCGACAAUGGAAGCGCCAGGAAGAUGAGAACCGGUUCUUCCGCACAUGCCUCAGAAUCUUCGACGACCUCGCGGCCGUGGCAGUCGAGGUUUCCGAUGAUCUGAUCCUGCAGCAUGAAUUUGAACCCGAAGUCAGUCCGGUGGGAAACCGACGCAUCCUCUUAGGCAUGCGCAAGCUACAAGAGGCCCUGGCCGACUCGCACGGGAAGGAAGCUCGGGCCAGAGAAGAAUGGGACCGUCGCCUGAACCUUCCCAAUAUCCGUGCCCCACUACCGCAGUGGAUAUGA